AUUGCACCGGAAGCAUUUCCUGAGCUCUCAUCGUAGCUUUUUUUCCGGUGCUAGCGGCAACAUUUGUGCGAUAGAUAGAAAGCAUUUCGGGCUUUUUGGUUUUACAUUUUGACACAUAAAAUAUGAGUCUGUUAACCAAACCCAAGAGUGACAUGACUCCAGAUGAGCUGCAGAAACGGGAAGAGGAGGAAUUUAAUACAGGACCCCUUUCUGUCUUGACACAGUCUGUUAAAAACAACACCCAGAUUCUGAUCAAUUGUCGGAACAACAAGAAACUGCUUGCCAGAGUCAAGGCUUUUGACAGGCAUUGCAACAUGGUGUUAGAAAAUGUAAAGGAGAUGUGGACAGAAGUUCCAAAAAGUGGCAAAGGCAAGAAGAAAUCAAAACCAGUCAAUAAAGACCGCUACAUCUCCAAGAUGUUCCUUCGGGGAGAUUCAGUCAUCAUUGUCCUUAGAAAUCCUCUUAUUUCUGGAAAAUAACUAAUUUGAUACUGCUGAUUGUCUUCGAUGGGACUCUGUUAAGCUGAUUGAUCUAUAAAACCAUAUUCUGCCUCUUCUUAAUGAAGACCUAUUAUGAGCAGAAAGGGUUUUUUUUUUUUUUUUUUUUUUUUUUUUUUUUGGACCAGCUGAACUUUAGCUUGUAUGAAAGUGAAAAACAUACAUAUGAAAAACUGUAGGUCAGGUCUGAGACUGUUGAUUUUGAUAAAACAGAUAACAUUUCAUUCCAGUGUAGUGUUAAUUCUUUGGUCAUGUGUAUCCAGUCAUUUAACUAUCUUUCUACUUUAUUAAUUUCUGUUUUAUUGCAUGAUAUUUAACUCUUUGAUGAAGGAAGUAAGAAACUGUUAAGAUUGUGUGUGGGUGUUUGUUUUUCUCGUGAGUGUGGCAAAAUUGUGCACACACUUCCUUACAGUAACCUAACUACUUGGGAAUAUGUUUUAGAUUUGCUGUAACUUUUGUGUGAAGGACAUUAUUCCACGCUUCCUUUUCAGCUGCAUGGCAGGAAUUUCUGUAGUUCUGCCAGCAAAUCACAAUGCCGUGCUGAUGCUGUUGCUCUUUGGGAAUUCCAAACUCAACAGGAAUUCUGGAGUGUUGCAAGAACAUUGGCCCUGUCUGAUCCAUCAAAUUGCAACCUUGAUAGAAACAAUUGCUCACUUCCAGAAGUCUUAAAUGCUUCUGAGCAGUGUAAAGUGUAUAUUGGCUCAGCACAGUUUCACAGUGGUUGGGCAUUUCACGGUUGAAGUGCAUUUCACGGUUGAAGUGUUUUCUAAGUCACUUAUGCUUUUCUAAAGUUUUUACAAAGAAUUAUUUAAAAUAAAUAUCACUGUAGAUUCUCAGCUAGAGCGUCUUCUGUGUGGAGGCAUGCGUGAAUGGGUGUGCCUUCGUUGAAGGUUGUGCAUCACGGCUGGUAACUCGGCACAUAAAAAUCCACUACCAAACAUUAGCGGACCGGAGUUCUGCUGUGUCGACCCCCAACCAGGAUAAGCCGAAAGACACAACAACAAAUCACUGUAGCCAUUUGGGCCAUGCCUUUUCUAUAGGCAGGAUAUAUGUACACCUUUCAAAAAUAAGUCAAGCAGCUACUGUUACCUUAAUAUUUAUGUGAACAAGUGUAAGGGGGCGGUCUCUCUAAACAGUAAGACUGGCUUGGCUAUAGGUAGUUGGCAGAUUAAAGCUUUUUGAGUUACCAAAAAUCUUACCCCAUUCCAUGAGCACAUCUUGUCUCUCUUGAUGCACGUUAUUCCAUUUUAUAUUUGCAAAGAAAAGUACACCAGAUUGCCCUUUAGAUUUCUUAUUGGGGUUUUUAAUAUUUCUGUAUUUUUUCUCUGUCUCUCUGUUGCGCUCUCUCUCUCUCUCUCUCUCGUAAUUUCCCACCUACUGGCAAUAUGGGAGUAUUCUUUCCUUUCCCCUCAUUUUUAAAGGAAAACUCAGCACAUCAAAAUAUUGACUGACCUAUUGUAUCACUGUUUUCGGAGGCUAAUGUCCUUUUCUGUAAUAUGUCCUUACAUCACCAACACAUUAAGCAUGAAUUUUGAGCUGUUAGAAAUGUGCAUUAGUUUGAUGUCUGGAUGGUUAUUUCAUAUGUAAACUCUUGUCAUGAUCAGACUAAAUGCUGUGGCAUUUGGAUUGUUGGGUGGAUUGUGAUUGCAUGUGUAUAAUUUUAAUUGCUUUAAAUGAAAACCAUGCUGCUUUACACCCAGAGUGUUUUUUUUUUAUUUAUUUAUUUUUUUAUUAGUAUUUAUUAAAUAAUGCUUCAUAACUGAAAGAUGGCACCGUGCACAUGGAGAAGACUGAGAGUUUGGUCUCUGACUUUGUGUUGGUAAUGAUCCCGCUUAAUUUCAUUCCUGUGUAAGGCUAAUUUCUCUUUCUAUUUGUUCAUACAGUUUUGAUCCUUCACAGUUCAACAGUUCAUAUUUUCCAUGUUGUGUAUGUUAUGCUAACUUGAUCCAUGUUUGUAAACAGAUGUUGCAAGUAAACUGCAGAUAUUGGAAGAGCGUUCUAGAAAAAAAGAAACCUGUCAAAACUCAUUGAUUUUUUAUCGAGUCAUACUGUUUUUUUUUCCUGAUAUUGAUUUUUUUUAAAUAAAGUUUACAUGUGUUUCAUUUA
Messenger RNA from Protopterus annectens (West African lungfish), 2603 nucleotides. RefSeq names its product small nuclear ribonucleoprotein Sm D2. Bases 123 to 479 code for a protein of 118 amino acids. Gene Ontology annotation, molecular function: RNA binding. Gene Ontology annotation, biological process: spliceosomal snRNP assembly; RNA splicing. NCBI's taxonomy places the organism in Eukaryota, Metazoa, Chordata, Ceratodontiformes, Protopteridae. The transcript has 3 exons. Gene Ontology annotation, cellular component: precatalytic spliceosome; U2 snRNP; U4/U6 x U5 tri-snRNP complex. The record is from RefSeq and is a predicted model, not a curated record.